UGGAUCUUGACUUCAUGCGAUAUGGUAUAGAGCGAAGUGACAAUGCGCGAGUAACAAUUCCAGAAGCGUAAGCCACCCCCGAGUCCCGCCUGUCUGGAGGGUUUGUACCUCGGAAUGUAGAAGACACCAGAUUCGCAAGGGAGAAGAAAUGCGAUAGGGCGGAGACUCACCGAAGAUUCAACAAGAAUGAGAUCAAAGGUACGGAGGUACAAAGGCUCAAAAGAGGCAGAUCACAGAAGACGAUCUAGACGAGAGAAGAAUAGAGAGACGAGAGAUGAACCCGAGGAAGGAAAGAAAGAGGGAGAGAAAGAGAAAGAGAGAAGAGGAGAAGAAGGAAGAGGAGGAGCGAGAAGGAAGCCGAGCAGAUGGGAAAGACUGUCGGUUCCUUAGGCAGCCCCCCUGUGCGCCUGUGAUUCGACAGCGACUCCGCCUUCCAACUAAAUGGGCCUCCAGGAACAUUAUUCCAAUCCCCAAACACAGGAGCCGUGGCUGCCAUCCGGGCCACCUGGGGAUUUACCGGGUUGCCGGCAGCCUACUCCCUAGUAGUAUUCACAUUUCACCGAUUAUCACUACUACUUGCCUACUGUCAAAUGCUAUCUUCUACACUCCAUACUCCGAUCGGACUCACUGCACUCAAUUCUCAACCUGUUCCCAAACAGGCAAUCCUGAAAAGUGGCCUGAUAGGGAUGGCCUCUUCUCCGCCAAUGACAGCAGGCUUAUUCCCAGCUUAGUCAGUGUCACUCAUGCGCUAGUCCUGAUGGGGCCGAGUGACUAGAACGGGCCGUCGAUCAAUAAUCAAAAAUUAUGCUGGUGGAUUAGUGAAUUGAUGCUGUUUGUC
This is a messenger RNA of Aspergillus piperis CBS 112811, 838 nucleotides long. RefSeq lists its product as uncharacterized. NCBI's taxonomy places the organism in Eukaryota, Fungi, Ascomycota, Eurotiomycetes, Eurotiales, Aspergillaceae. The record is from RefSeq and is a predicted model, not a curated record. The coding region runs from base 275 to 775 and encodes 166 amino acids. The transcript has a single exon.